AGAGGGGUGUGGCCAUGUCGGACAGCAGCCAGAGAGCCGUGCUGCGGGAGGAGCAAGCAGCGUGUUUCCGGUAAGAGCGACACAACAGUACCCUUAAAACCUUCACAGGGAACGAACCUUCGAGCGGCGGGGAACACACGCGGCAAUGGAAGCCGAGUUUCGGGAAAUUGAUGAGCUCGGGAACUGGAACGCCGUUUACCAGGAAAUUAGGCAGCAGUCCAGUGACCUACCAUGUAAGAUUGCCAAACUUCCAGAAAAUAGAAGUCGUAAUCGCUACAGAGACGUCAGCCCAUUCGACCACAGUCGUAUUUGUCUACACAUCGGUAAUAAUGACUACAUCAAUGCCAGUCUGAUCUCUGUGGAGGAAGCUCAGAGAAACUACAUACUAACUCAGGGUCCGUUACCGAACACCUGUGGUCAUUUCUGGGAGAUUGUGUGGGAGCAGCGCUGUCGAGGGGUCGUGAUGCUGAACAGGGUUGUAGAAAAAGGCUCGAUAAAGUGUGCUCAGUACUGGCCGCAGCGAGAAGAGAGGGAGGCGUUUUUUGAGGACACAAACUUCAAACUCACUCUGAUCUCAGAGGAUGAGAAGUCAUACUACACGGUGCGACAACUGGAGCUGGAAAAUCUGUCGACACAGGAAACACGGGAGAUUCUUCAGUUCCACUAUACCACGUGGCCAGAUUUCGGUGUGCCUGAAUCGCCCGCGUCUUUUCUCAACUUUCUGUUUAAAGUGCGGGAGUCAGGUUGUCUGAGCCCGGACCAUGGCGCUGUUGUGGUCCACUGCAGCGCUGGUAUCGGCCGUUCUGGAACCUUCUGUCUCGUGGACACCUGCCUUUUACUGAUGUCUCAGAGGAAAGAUCCAUCAUCGGUGCGCAUCCGAGAGGUUUUGCUGGAAAUGCGAAAAUACCGCAUGGGUUUGAUACAAACAGCCGAUCAGCUGCGUUUUUCUUACCUCGCUGUCAUAGAGGGAGCCAAGUACAUUAUGGGAGACACCUCUAUACAGAUGUCAUGGAAAGAGUUAUCCAAUGAGGAGGAUCUCCCCCCUGAAUUUACUCCUCCUCCCAGACCGCGACCCCCAAUAGACCCCCCUAAUGGCACAGGUGACCUGGUGAACUGUGAGCCUGUAAACUUCUUCGCACAGGUGCCGCACAACACAGAGAUUUUUGUGAGCAGGGCACCCCAGGUAUUCACUGAUGGGCAAGACCUUCGCAGAAGGGCAGCCGCAGCUGGUGAGGUCGGACAACCCGAAAACCCAAUUGUGGCAACAGAAGCCCCUCCCAAACCUGCACGGUCUCCACCUGAAACUCCACCAGCAGAUGCUCCCCACAGUGUUUGGAGCCCCCUGCUGGUCAACACGUGCGUGUGUACAGUGCUGGCUCUCGGUGCUUACAUCUGUUACCGCACCUUUGCGCACUGAUGUUCUCUUUCCAUCUCAGUUGAUCUUAUUCUUUCUCUUUUCCCCCAUCUGCUGGCUGUUGGGGGAAGAGAGAGAGAGACCGACACAGACGCUCACACUUUCUCAGCUGGACCUGUCUCUCUUUCAGCUGGGCCUGUUUCACGCCCUCCAACAUCUGGGGAGAGUUUAAGAGACUUUUCUCAUCCAAACUGCUGUGGUCCCCGUCUAUACACACCCUUCAAUAAACGUGUGUCCGUUUAAAACCUCAGGGCCUCACAAUUCAGGUGUAAUAACCCAAACAUUCAACACAGGUAAAGAUCCAAAAACCUCUGUUAUUGCUGCAGUGAAUAGGGAAUUUUCGUUUGUAUAUGUAACUUGGUAAUUUUUGCAUUUUUAAUAUGAUGGCUAUCACAAAGAUGUUCCAAAUGAAGCUCUACAAAAGAUCAGCUCUUCACAGAGCUGGGUAGGGUUUUAUAUAUGCUGAACACACAAAUCUGCUGUACAUUAUAUACUUGUGUGUGUGUGUGUGUGUGUGUGUGUGUGUGUGUGUGUGUGUGUGUGUGUGUGUGUGUGUGUGUGUGUGUGUCAGAAAAAGUGUUCAUAAAUAGUCUAGGAUGUUCGUAUCAGUGGAAACGUCACAAACUAGCUGACUGAACAUUUCCAACUUUUCUGUUUCCAUCCUUUGUUUCUUUAGCUUUUAUACGAACCCAAAGGUAAUACUGGCACUUCAUGAAAAAAAAGAAGUCAUGUAACACUCAAGCAAGCUGAUUGACGUUCAUUCGUUACUGGGGAGUUUUUUUCUUUCCUUAGUCAAACCGGUUUCAAUUUUUUACCAGAAUGCUCAGAAUUUCACAAUUCAGACAAACCCAUCUGGCCCAUCAGCUUGUCCUUCAGAAUUUAAAUGCAAUAAAAGUAACUACAGCCGUUUAUCCAGACCAGAGCUCGCCGCAGGUGUCUGUUUUCACAGGUCCUUCCUGGUAUACCCAUCUAAAAUGUUAGAUAAAAAAUUCUUAUGUCUGCUACUCUAAUAUUCAGCAUUGGGAGAAUGUUUACUUUUUUGUGAAGUUCCAAUUUAUUCAUGUCUUGAGGAAAGUCUUUAGUGUUAGCAUCUAGAGCUGGCUGAUUUAUCGCUAACCAGACCAAACUGAAAAGAAGGUUUGGCAAAGCCAGACCAGCGGGAGGCAGUAUUUGACUUACUGGAGCUUUACAUAGACAUCCCCCCACAGAUGCAAUCAAAGUGUCUUGUGGGAUUUUGAUUUUCGUCUCACUUUUUUUUGCAAUAUACAUCCAUUCAGGUUCUUGUGGUCCUUAUCACAUGCCUUGAUGAAUAGUGUGAGGAUUAAAUUAACCAAAAAUAAAACACCAGCACAGAAUGAACGAGGAGAGAGAAAAGACCAGUGGCCGUGAGCUGUCUUUGUGUUUUACACUUUUAUUCUACUAUUGUUUUUGUCCUAGUAAUUAUUAUAAAGAGAUCAACUGGGCAUAAACAUUUUCUUCGAUUCAAACCACACUUCUUGAAGAACAGUGAACGUGUGAAAGUCCAAUGCAGUAACCCUGAGACAAAUCUAUUUUACAUUAUGUUGUCCUCAAAUCAGACUAUUUUUCUGACUUAGAUUUGUGUGGUCACACUUUAACUACCAUUUGACCAAUCAAGAAUGUUGGUUGUUAGGUAGGGUUUCAGUUUGUACUGGACCGAGAGACUGGAUGAGUGAUUUACACAAAUCUUUGAUUUGAAGGGUGUAUUCGACCAUCCGUUGUACUGUUGUUGUGACUUUCUGAUUAACAGAAUCUGGUCCCAUAACUGGACCACAGAAUGUAAAGUCUCUUCUUGCCAGCUUUAUUUACACACAUACGCAUAGAAAUGUAUUUGUCUGUGUCCUUGUUUGUCAUGCUCAGUUGUGAGCUAAAAGAAUUCUGGGGUCGUGCGAGGCUCGAGAAUUCCUGUUUUCCCACCAUCCUGUUGUCGUCUUAAUGUUGAUCAUCUGUUUGUUUUUGUAAGAAAAGCAUAUGUUCCAGGUUGAUGAGUUGACAUUUGAAAUUUUAUUUUUGGACGGAACACAAUUCAGAUUCUGUGGUAAUAAACUCAUACUUCUCUGA
Messenger RNA from Triplophysa rosa, 3493 nucleotides. RefSeq names its product protein tyrosine phosphatase non-receptor type 1 (gene ptpn1). Gene Ontology annotation, biological process: protein dephosphorylation. Lineage: Eukaryota; Metazoa; Chordata; Actinopteri; Cypriniformes; Nemacheilidae. Gene Ontology annotation, molecular function: protein tyrosine phosphatase activity. The record is from RefSeq and is a predicted model, not a curated record. The coding region runs from base 146 to 1417 and encodes 423 amino acids. The transcript has 10 exons.